This is a messenger RNA of Metarhizium robertsii ARSEF 23, 750 nucleotides long. RefSeq lists its product as uncharacterized. The coding region runs from base 1 to 750 and encodes 249 amino acids. The record is from RefSeq and is a predicted model, not a curated record. NCBI's taxonomy places the organism in Eukaryota, Fungi, Ascomycota, Sordariomycetes, Hypocreales, Clavicipitaceae. The transcript has a single exon.
AUGGCUUCUCCGAUCAGGGACCUGGAGCCGGGUUCUCUCUACGUAACCAUUUCUCUCCCGUACCACAUCGAAGACGCCGAUGCAGCAUCGAGGCACAACUUCCACCCCAAAUCGUCUCGCGGACUUGACAUAGCCACGUACGAAAUCCACUGCGCUCAGGACCUAGCCCAGGAAGAGUUCAACUGGGGCCUCUACUUCCACCGUGGAAAUCAGGACGGCAUCUGGUAUGCUUUGGCAAGACAAGACGUGAUAAGCUACCCUGCCCCCACGCUCUUCCAGCUAUCACGGCAGCAAAUCAAGAGCUCGCCGCGCCUUCAUUGUCAGGUUGUCGGUCUGGUGAGAGUUUUACGCAUUCCAGAAAUCCUGUGCAGAGAGCUCACAACCUACCUUGACUGGCUGGCACUGGGGUCAUAUGGCACCGUGACGCGCACAUUUAUAUGGGUAACGUCCAUGUAUAUUCGAACCUGGCACCACGUCAUCCCCAAACCGGAGAAUCCAGCCUUGAGGUAUGGAAUUCAGUUUGAUGUCAACUUGUUCCUUCGAGAGGCUCUGAGCUUCGCCUAUGCCGAGGUGCCGUACACAAUAGGCGGCCAGCUUCCCCGACCAAUCAUCAGAUCAGCUUUCGGCGUUGAGCUGGGUAUUACCGAAGAAAACAGAUGCAGCAAGAACGAGACACGAACAAUCGUCGAGGCUCGGAACAGGAGACAAGGGUUUCCGGGGUCAUCUGCUUGCCAGGGUGACGGGUUUUAA